Molecule: messenger RNA, 6152 nt
Organism: Corythoichthys intestinalis (scribbled pipefish)
Lineage: Eukaryota; Metazoa; Chordata; Actinopteri; Syngnathiformes; Syngnathidae
Product: leucine rich adaptor protein 1-like
Exons: 2
Coding region: 113-667 (184 amino acids)
Biological process (GO): positive regulation of canonical NF-kappaB signal transduction
Source: RefSeq, a predicted model, not a curated record
UUUUCCCUCAUUUACUGCCGUGAACAUGAAGCAAGUCACACGAGCGAUACUUUAGCGUAGAACUCCAGGCGCGUGCGUUGUUUUUAAACCAAGAACUUUAAGUCGCUCGGUCAUGGACGCGUGCAGCCCGGAGUUGAAGGACCUGGAGACCAAAUUGGGUCGCAAAGUUCCCGAAAGUCUCGUUCGCUCGCUCGCGGGAGGCAAGCACGACAAGGUGACACCGCCGGCGGCGGCGCGUCCCGGGCGCUGUUCGGCGGACUUUGAGCGGCUGGAGGGCAAAAUGAUUUUCCUCAAACAAGAAAUGGCGAACCUGCGCGCCAUCGACGUGAAGCUGAUGCAGCAGCUCCUAUCCAUCAACGAGGGCAUCGAGUCCAUCCGCUGGGCCAUGGACGACAAAGGCGACGCGGCCAGCCAAGACGGCAGCCUGACCAGUAGCUUGUACAGCCUGUCGGACAGCCGGGACGACGGCUCUCUUCCGGGCAGCCUCACCAGCCUGAACGACGACGAGUUGGACGCGCUGUCCGUAGGCAGCUACCUGGACACGUUGGAGGACCUUCCGGAAGACCCAUCUCCUACAAACUGCUUUUUGGAUCAAUCCGCGCCGGACCUCAGUAAACCUGCGGCCAAGCUGCGAAUGGAAACGGACGAAUACUACUGCUUUGGAUAAUGAGCGGAAAUAUUUUCACUUUUCUGUGUGUGGUUUUAAAGUAACGCCACUGACUCACCCGUGUGACUUUUACUUUGAUACUCGCCACACCUCACCAAACCACUUGCAGUCACACCCUUGCUUACUGUUUGUCAGCUGGUAACAUUUGUAGUUUUCCUCUACUGUCAUGUGCAAGCAUGCUAUUUAUUUAGCUUUAUUUAUUUUUAUUCUCGUUACUGGUUUGGAAGCCUCUGAUACGAAGUACUGGAGUUGUAGGGAGUACCUCGAAAUUGAGUGUAUGUAUACAUUCAAAUCUACUUUUGGGACCUAAACUUAGGACUUUUCUAGCCUGGGAACAUACAGCGCUUGCACCUUCCCUUGGCAGGAAAUGUUAUGUUGGAAUUCAAUCUUGAGAUCUGGUAAAAAUGUUAUGACUGCUCUGAUUGCCCACACGCAUGCUAAAGUACUAAUCACUCGGGUGGUAUGCAUCAGUUUUUAGAAUUUUUAAACCCCUAAUUUGAUUUUUAGACCCACAAUGUUGUCUUUAAUAGCUUAAAAAUGUACCCCUGUCUUUUCAGACUUGGUACCUGAGAAUCUAUUUAGAAAAUUGAGAGCAUCAUCCAGUAAAUUGGAGCAAAUUUUCCCCUGUCCUUGUUCCUGGACUGCUUUGGUACCCUUAGGCCUUGUUCAGACUCAGUCGAAAUCAGAUUUUUAGCCAAUCUAGAUUGAAACUGGAUGGCUCUUUUGUAGUCUGAACCAUAGACUUCAUAAUGUAUUGAUGGAGCGCGGGGCCGAUAAAUAGGGGGCCUGCAUUGUUGGCAAGGCCAUCAAAGCUGACCGAGUGGAAUCACGAGCUUAUUUUGUUGAAAAUUCUUGCGAAUAAAUGCCUAAAUCCCCGAGUUCUUUAUAGAAAUGGACGUAAAAUGGUCUCGAUUCUUGGUUAAAAGCAAAAAAAACUGUGCAGUUAGCAUUUAUUUUGCGUAAAUAUGUCAAAGUACAAUGCUAGUGAAUGUAGCUAGCGGCCGCCUGUUGUAAACAGUUUUUCCGGUGAAAAUUCUUGUGAAUAAAUGCUUAAAUCCCCAAAUUUUUUAUAGAUAUGGACGUAAAACUGUCUCGAUUGUUGGUUAAAUGCAAAAAAACUGUGCAGUUAGCAUUUAUUUUACUUAAAUAUGGCGAUGUACAAUGCUAGCGAAUGUAACUAGCGGCUGCCUGAUGUAAACAGCUUUUCCGGUGAAAAUUCCUGAAUAUAAAUGCUCAAAUCCCCAAAUUAUUUAUAAAUAUGGACGUCAAACAGUCUGGUUUCUUGGUUAAAAGCAAAAAAAAAAAGCUGUCGAUUUUGCAUUUAACGUAAAUAUGUGAAAGUACAAUGCUAGUCUGUUAGUGAAUGUAGCUAGUGUCCGCCUUCUGUGAACAGAGCUUUUCCAGCAAAAAAUCUUGUGAACAACUGCUUAAAUCCCUGAAUUCUUUAUAGAUAUGGACGUAAAACGUUCUUGAUUCUUGGUUAAAAGCAAAAAAAAAAAAAAAAAAAAAAAAACUGCACUUAGCAUUUAUUAUACGUGAAUGUUAAAGUACAAUACUAGUCUGUUAGGAAAUGUAGCUAGCGGCCGCCUUUAUGUAAACUGAGCUUUUCCGGUGGAAAUUCUUGGGAAUAAAUGCUUAAAUCCCUGAAUUCUUUAUAGCUACGGAUGUAAAACGGUCUGAAUUUUUGUUAAAAGCAACAACAAAAAAAACAAAAAAAAACAACAACAUGCAGUUAGCAUUUAUUUUACGUAAAUAUGUCGAAGUACAAUUCUAGUCUGUUAGUAAAUGUAGCUAGCGGCCGCCUUAUGUAAACAGCUUUUCCGGUAAAAAUCUUGUGAAUAAAUGCUUAAAUCCCCAAAUUCUUUAUAGAUAUCGACUUAAAACGGUCUCGAUUCUUGGUUAAAAGAAAAAAAAAAACCAAAAACAUGCAGUUAGCAUUUACAUAAAUUUGUCGAAGUCCAAUGCUAGUCUGUUAGUGAAUGUAGCUAGCGGCCGCCUUAUGUAGACAGAGCUUUUCCGGUGAAUAUCUUGUAAAUAAAUGCUUCAAUCCCCGAAUUCUUUAUAGAUAUGGACGUAAAACGGCCUAAAAUUAUUCUUGGUUAAGAGUAAAAAUAAAAAGCGCAGUUAGCAUUUAUUUAACAUAAAUUUGUCGAAGUACAAUGCUAGUCUGUUCAUGAAUGUAGCUAGCGGCUGCCUUAUGUAAAAAGCUUUUCCGGUGAAAAUUCUUGUGAGUAAAUGCUUCAAUCCACAAAUUCUUUAUAUAAAUGAACUUAAAUCAGUCUCGUUUUAUGGUUAAAAACAAAAAAAAAAAACGUGCAGUUAGCAUUUAUUUUACGUAAAUAUGUCAAAGUACGACGCUAGUCUGUCAGUCAAUGUCGUGAACACCACAUGUAAGCAGUGCUUUACCGGUGAAAAUUCUUGUGAAGAAAAUGCUUAAAUCCCCGAAUUCUUUAUAGAUAUGGACGUAAAACUGUCUCGAUUCUUGGUUAAAAGCAAAAAAAAAAAAAACGUGCAGUUAGCAUUUAUUUUACGUAAAUAUGUCAAAGUACGACGCUAGUCUUUCAGUCAAUGUCGUGACCACCACAUGUAAGCAGCGCUUUACCGGUGAAAAUUCUUGUGAAGAAAAUGCUUAAAUCCCCGAAUUCUUUAUAGAUAUGGACGUAAAACUGUCUCGAUUCUUGGUUAAAAGCAAAAAAAAAAAAAACGUGCAGUCAGCAUUAUUUUAUGUAAAUUUGUCGAAGUACAAUGCUAGUCUUAGUAAAUUUAGCUAACAGCCGCCUUAUUACAACAGAGCUUUUUCGGUGAAAAUUCUUGUGAAUAAAUUGUUAAAUCCCCACAUUUUUCAUAGAUGAAAAACAGUCUCGAUUCUUGGUUAAAAGCAAAAAAAAAAAAAAAAAAAAAAUUUACGUAAAUAUUGCGAACUAUGAGGCCAAUGCAGUAGUGGCUAAUUUCUCCCAUUGAUUUUUCGUUUCAAAAUGUAUGCAUGGGACGAAAAAUAUAAUGACCUUGAAUCAUCGCACAAAUCACUCCUGAGACAAUCCUUCCAGUUUGUAUGCGGUACAGCUUUCGUACUUUUUCGACAGAAAACCGGCGUAAAUCGCUGCGUACGUGUUUAUGAAUAGCUCCUCUUGAUGUGGGCGGCCUCCUACGUAAAUGCGAGGCGCAGUGCAAGACUGAUCUGACCCGUCAAUACAUUAUGAGUCGAUGAUGUGGCCUACUCUGAACAGGCAUGGAUCUGAUUUGGACCCUUACUUAAAAUAGUAUGAACGGUCAGCCCUAAAAAUCAGAUUUGAGGAGGAAUCGGACAUGCCUGUAGUCUGAACACUGCCUUAGUGAACUAUGUUGUCUUGACGUCUCCCUAAACUACAAACUUCAGUAUGCAAAGAUUAAGAUUUAACAUCGAUUUGCACAAUUGGACACUGCAUGCGGAGAGCUACUUUAGCAUAUUUCCAACACUGUAGUCUUAAGAACCCCAGGGUAGUGGCACAUAGUGACUGAAAACCAAAGCAAUUUUGAUUGUCUGGUAGAUAAUGCUAGCCCACAGCGUUGUUGAUGGCGGACACGUGUGAAACACAUGUAAGUGUUGUCAGCACAUUUUCCUUCGUUAAUGAUUUUUAAAUAGUUUUAGCUGUUGUCAGACACUGCCUUGUUUUCGUACUCUUUGUACCGACCGGUGAUGUUGAGCAAAUAACGAGAUAAUAUAUUGUGAUUUAUACCACAAGCUUGAGUGUCCUGUUUUGUCCCGUUCGUGACACACUGAUAUGGUCACCUAAUCCCGACACAUUAAACAUGCUUGUAACUUUGUCUCGCGGCAAUCGCUAAGAACCUUAAUUAGGUUUUAUGCUGCCUUUAUCUCUUUCGGGCUUUGGGAGGCUCCAUAAAGCUGCAGAACCUUUGCAAUGGAUGCACCAGACAAAAUAAGGCAACUAUAACUUGGCAAGUUUGGCUAGUUUGUCGUAUGAGAGCAAGAGCUUGAGAUUUUUCUUUUUUGCCUAUCGUGAUUUAGUGACCGAGUCCAAUUACAAUCCCUUCCAGUCGAGACUGCGGCGUGCAGCAGGGAGCCAUUAGCAAAUUAGACACAGCGGUUGGGUUCCGUGCUGCAAAAUGUAACAUGACACUGUCUGGAAUCUGGGAAACUGCCGCCAUGCGACCAAAUGAGGGUAUACGGAAUAUAGGUUAUUUUUACAGGGGUAGCUCACGAUAUGAUCCAAAUUUCCGAUACAAGGCGAUGAUGUCACGAUAUGACACAAAAUUUCCCUUUCAUUUUCAAUGGCAAGUAAACGUAGGUGGCUGGAAAACCUGUGUGGCUGUGAUUUUUGACCAGAAACUUUACAUUUUAAAUUACAGCCCACUGACAUUCAACUCGGUUGAAUGAACCAAGUUGUCGAUAGAUACCAUGCACAUCCACAUAUGUCUAAAUUUCCCCAUUCAUUUUCAAUAGCCGAAAAACCUCUGUGGUUGUGACUUUUUUACCAAAAACUUCCCACUACAGCCCACUGAUACUCAACUGGCACCUAUGUAAAUCCAUGCCAUUGAAGGCCAUGUACCUCCAAAUUUCCCCAUUCAUUUUCAAUGGCAGAAAAACGUGUGUGGUUUUAAUUUUUGACUGAAAACUUACAGCCCAUUGACAUCAAACUGGUGCCGGUGUAUGUCUAUGCCAUUCAUGGCCAUGUACGUCCGUGCCAUUGACGGCCAUGUACCUCCAAGUUUCCCCAUUCAUUUUCAAUUGCAGGAAGACAUAGGUGGUCGAUAAACCUGUGUGGUUGUGAUUUUUGACCAAAAGCUUCCCAUUACAGCCCACUGAUACCCAACUGGCACCCAUGUAAGUCCAUGCCAUCGACGGCCAUGUACCUCCAAAUUUCCCCAUUCAUUUUCAAUGGCAGAAAAUGGUGUGUGGUUGUCAUUUUUGACCAAAAACUUCCCAUUACAACCCACUGACAUUCAACUGGCACCCGUCUGUCUAUGCCAUUGACUGCCAUGUACCUCCAAAUUUCCUAUUCAUUUUCAAUUGCAGAAACCCCUUUUUUUAAAUCUAUCCUUUUUUUUUAACUAAAAAAACGACUCAAAAUCAUUACGAUGUAUCCUGUAAAUGCCCUAAAAUGAACAGGAACUGACCUGUGAAUGCUUUGGUUUCAGUGCCAUUGACGGUGCUAAUCCAGUCAAAAGGAAUUGGAUGUCUAGCGCCGCCAAUUGCAGCCAGUGAGCUAACGUGAACACCCUUUUUAAAAUGAAAUAUCCAUUCUCCGUGGGAGCAUAUCGAUAACCUUUUGGGCUACAAAUGAUACGAUUCAUCACCUUUUCGAUUUGUCACAUCCCUAGUUCUUUGAGUAAAGAGUAGGCGGUGGAGUUAGCUUAUUCACUGCCAUUGAUAGGGAUAGACUUCAUAUCCAUUUGAAUCGUACUUUCUAGAAAAUACAUCUACAAAUUACAUCAGCAAAUCUACAUGAUUUUUAUGAGGCUAAUUUCUGCACGUGAGCUAGCUAAA